AUGUACAGAGUUCCAGCUCUUGACUUGGGCAAGCUAGUGGACAAUGACAACACGUUGUCGAGACCCCCUGACACGUAUGCCCAGUACCCCACUCUACACAGCCCUGGGGCAGCCUCUACUGUCAGUUGGGGAACACCCAUAAGUUCUCCCUUUGCUCUGCACUACCCAACUGGUGGACAUUUGAAGGGAGCCUAUGGCAAACCAGCUUCAGGUCGUGUGAAGCAAGAACCCAAACAGAAGACUGCGUGGGAUGACCCUCCAGUUCCAGACAACCUGCCCUCCCCCGGAGAAAAGUACAAGGCCCAGUACCGACAGUACCAACAGGAGAGGGAACUGCAGGUGCAGGGGAAUGUUCCACUCAACGAAGGGGGGGACGCACACUGUCAGGUUGAACCCAAACAUUCCCCCAAGGCACCAGCUAAUGGGGACACUAAACUGGAUUUCCAUGACCAGGAGUCGAGUGAGGCGACACUGGACCAGGUUGAGGCCAUGCAGCUGACCUUCACACGGCAGCCCUACAGCCACAGGCAGCAGCAGAGGAAAAUGGACGCUGAAGACUUGCGUGAGGAAAGAAGAAAACAGAUGAUAGUAGAGCAGGUGAUGGUGGACAUGUUGUCGCGCGCAGUCAUCAGCGAUCCUGAGCAGGACAGAAGAGAGGCCGCGCCUGACCACCCCCCUCCCUCCCCGUUCGGCUUUGGGCCAGGAAACUACACCAGUAACAGGCAGCACAGGAGGGACCUGCAUAACACCAAGGUUAAGACGACAACAUCACAAACAGAGGAGCUUCUCUCCAGAAGACUGAGUUUCGGGGCCAGAUUUCUCACCAGGAAUGGCAGAGAUGCCCUUCGCGAGUUGCAUGGCUUCUACUUUGCAGUCGACCAUUCCAUAACUGUGUAUGAGUUCAAACAGUUUGGCAAAAGAGCCCAGGCCCUGCCCAUUAUCCAGAGGGGUAUUUACUACCAUCACAUCGGACGUAGGAAGGGGAGGAAAAUUACCAUCAAAGACCUGGCAAUAGGUCAGAACCUGAGUUUUGACACCAAGGCCCAGCCGUCCUUACCCGACUCCAUCAGGCUCAAACCCACCGUCAUACUCAGGGUCAUCGACCUAGACCACAAUGCAAAGGACAUCCUCAUGGAAGACAUGCAGCUUUCUGCCCAGGGCGACCACGCCUUCACUAACCAGGAGAUCCAGGACCUCAAGGUCUUCAGGGAAGUACAAGGAAGCUUGCAGCAGCGGCUAAGAAAGCGAGGAAUAAGGACAGUGACGAGUCUCGGGCAUCACUUCCGCAAAAUCGACAAGUCAGGAGAUGGGGUGCUGAGCAAGUCAGAACUUCGGGAGGCUCUCCAGCAGAACAAGAUGGACGUUUCUCCUCAGCACUUUGAGAGUGUUUGGCGUAUCCUGGAUCAGAAUGAGGACGGUGUGCUCGACUACGGGGAGUUUAUGAGGACGUUUAUUGGGGAGAUGAGCGAGUACAGGAAAGCUCUCGUCAGAAAGGCCUAUGACAAGUUAGACCCCAACAGAACUGGAAGUAUCAAACUCAGUGACAUGCGGAAGUUCUACAACGCACGCAAACAUCCUAAAGUCUUAUCAGAUGAGGCUAGUGAAGAAGAGAUGCUGAACAGUUUCCUGGACAGUUUCUCCCACUGCCAGGACCCCAGAACUGUGCAGUAUGUGGAGUUUGAGGAAUACUACGAAGGAAUGAGUAUUGAUGUGUCCAGGGACGAUGAUUUCGCCAACAUCCUGAAAAAUAGCUGGGGAAUUUAAGCUCGGGCUUCUAUGGUUACAGUUAAAAACAUCUUUAAAAAAUUUUAACCCUUGGCCUUCUAUAGCUAAGGGUGCAGUGAAAAUUUCAACAUGAUGCUGCAAAAUAGCUAUCAAUGUAAGCUUCAGCCUCCUAAGGUAUACACCAAAAACUUCAACAACAUUCUAAAAAGUAGGUGGGGCAUUUAACCCCAGGCCUACUAAGGGUUCAGUGAAAACAAAAUUCUGCAGUUCUGCAAAAUAGCUGGGGAAUUUAAGCUCUGCAUUCUAAGGGUUCAGAAAAACAUGGUAAAUGGUAGCAUUCCAGGGGUGUACCCAAAGCGUCUGCAACAUGUUGCAAUUGGCUUUGGAAUUUAACUCUCUGCUUGUUAAAGUCAUGUGAACCAACAAUAUGAAAAAGCAAGAAAAAACUUUCAUGAAGAUACAUGUAAUAAAAUAUUCGAUUAGCAAUCUCCAAGCAGCUAUUGGGUUAAGGGUGUAUAACUAAGUAGAUAUAUUUGUAUAAAAUUGCAUGGGUAGUUUUUAAUAACAGGUGUGAAAAUCAAUGAACAUUUUAAAUGGGGUGAAAUUUAUUGCGCAUACAUAUUAGUUUCUCUAUAAAUGUGGUGUUGUAUAUUAUGGAGAUAGGACACGAUAUAUAUGAUCAUGACAAAGUUUGAACCAGAAUGUUGCUUGUUUUAAGUUACAUAUACACUUAAACAGUAUGAUUACAUUAAUUGUUGGUAGUAAAAAUGACUCAAAAUGACUGCAAUGGCUGUUUGGAUAUUUAAUGCAAAAUAUUACCUGCCUAAGUAACAGUCUGUCAUAUUUUCCCAUAAAUACACAGAAAAUAAAGUUAACCUUUAAUUUUGACAUCCAAGGCAAACAUUAAUGCAGUGUUACUAGCAUGUUUAUUUUAUAACGUCGAUACAUUCGAAUCUCCAUGACGACAAGAAAACACAACAAUCCAAUUCCAUAUAAGGCACUACGUUCUACUUGCGGUUUUGCUGACCAUGAACGAAGCACCCGAUUUCACCAGGUGCAGUUACACUGAAUGUCGCUAGAAGGCAUCACUUCACAACACACCAGACGGGUCUGUCUACUUUUCAAAGGCAACCUUACAGGACCAUUGACA
Molecule: messenger RNA, 2875 nt
Organism: Branchiostoma belcheri (Belcher's lancelet)
Lineage: Eukaryota; Metazoa; Chordata; Leptocardii; Amphioxiformes; Branchiostomatidae
Product: calcyphosin-2-like
Exons: 17
Coding region: 1-1764 (587 amino acids)
Molecular function (GO): calcium ion binding
Source: RefSeq, a predicted model, not a curated record